AUGGAAAGAGCAAUACAAGACAUUAGCUGUGAGGAGGUUGUGGAGCUGCAGGAGCAGCCAGCAACAGGGACCUCGGAAAGACGCACGAGCGUCAUAGAAGAACCACCGCAGGACGGGGAAGCGCCACCACCCGUCUUACCUCGGGACCUAGAGGUAAGAAGAAGGCGUAUCGAGCUUCAGAAGAAGGAGCUCAAACUGGAAAAUGCUCGGAAGAAUUUGGAGCUGGAAAACGCUCGUAAGGAGCUGGAUAUCGAGCUGCAAGAAAUCGAGCUAGAAGAGGAAAUAUCCGAUCACAGCAGCCGGGGUCAGCCACCCUUGAACCCGAUCGCGACCGCGGGAGUAAUGGCAACACGCACGGCCCCGGCACCGCUGCGAUACGACGACACAAUGGCGGACGACGCGCGAGGUCGUCAACCUUCGACUCCGGUAACUGCCCGGUUUCCACCGAAAUAUGACUGUACGUGGGAGGUGGACCAAGCAGCGGCACAAGAACGCGAGUAUAUGGAAUGGAGGCGUGCGGUGGAGGAUUCGAUUAAGGUUCACCGCGAAAGCAAGCAUAGCCGUCCUUACAAACCGGAGGAGAUAACGGGAGCAAAUUCGACAAUGGAGUCGAAACCAGCGACACAGAAACGUGUGUUACCCUUGACACCAGAACAAGAGUCAGCGCGCAAGUCGAUCCCUAAGGAACUUCCGGCCUUUUCCGGAGAUGUCGGUGACGACGAAAACCUAAUACGGCUUCAACGGGCACUACGGGGACCGGCAUUGGAAUCGAUUGACCACCUUAUGCUGCUACCGGACGGUUUGCCCAAAGUGAUCGAGAUUUUGCGCACGGAAUACGGAAGGCCAGACCUCAUAGUGGAUAGUUUGAUCGAGAAGGUGCGUAAGCUACCCCCCGUUCGUACCGAACGUCUAGAGACGCUGGCCACGUACGGCAAGAUGAUACGGAAAAUGUGCGCGACAAUAGAAGCUUCCGGGCUUCACGAUUAUGAAUGCAACGUCACGCUGCUGAAGGAGCUGGUAGCGAAGCUUCCAGGAGAGCGGGUGUUAGAGUGGUGGACGGACGAUACGCUACGAAACGAGUGCGAUUCGAGGGAAGUUCAGCUGCGGAUCUCAGGUGUGCACCAAGGAGCAUUGGUGUACGACUUACGAAAGGCGCACACCUUGCAAGAUCUGAUGCUACCGGUGCAGGCGCUACCGAUCGAAAAGCUGGUAAAGCUAUACCCGCAUCUGAAGGGGCUUCCGAUUGCCCCAUAUGUCAACGUGACGCCUCGUAUCCUGAUCGGUGUCGACAACAUUCAUCUGGGCAAGCCAUUACGUUGUGUAGAAGGGAGCUUCAGCGAACCGAUUGCUACCAAGACAAGACUUGGAUGGACAGUGUUUGGUCCUUGCUGCUUACCAGCCUCAGUAAGUAAAACGGCAUAUUUUAAUCUCCAUUUAUGUGUCUGUAAUGAAGAGGGAAAUCAGAAUCUGGACAUGGCGCUGAAAAGAUACUUCUCUUUGGAAUCCAUUGGAGUCAGCGCCGCACAGAGACUCUUGCCGAAAGAAGAAGCACGUGCGAUUACGAUGCUAAAUACCGGAACGCGUCUUGUGGGAGAUCGGUUUGAAACGGGCCUGCUAUGGAAGUAUGAUGAUGUGCGUCUUCCCUGUAACCGCGAGAUGGCCCUUAAGCGCCACACGUGCCUGAAAAGGAAGUGCGAAAAGAAUCCGGAAUUAGCCAGCGCAAUCAGCAAUAAGAUGCACGAGUAUGCGGAUAAAGGUUACAUUCGACGUAUGUCGGAAGACGAAAUCGAAGCGAGGAGAGAAAGGGACUGGUAUUUGCCGAUAUUCCCGGUUUACAACCCGAACAAACCCGGUAAGUUACGAAUGGUAUUCGAUGCUGCCGCACAAGUACACGGAAUAAGCCUCAACAUGUUCCUGCUCACCGGCCCGGACCAACUAGUGGGAUUGGUGCAAGUUCUGUAUAAGUUUCGAGAGAAUCGUAUCGCCGUAACUGGAGACAUCCGAGAAAUGUUCUUUCAGGUGCGCAUGAACCACGCAGACCAACGAAGCCAGAUGGUAUUCUGGGAUGAUGGCAGCAAACAGAAUGGUGAACCUAGUGUGUAUGCUGUUACGGUAAUGACCUUCGGAGCGGCUUGCUCACCUGGUAGUGCCCACUUUGUCAAGAAUCUUAACGCAGAGAGAUUCGUUGACCGUUUCCCGCGAGCAGUGGAAUGCAUUAAGUAUGAGCACUACGUGGACGAUAUGCUGGCCAGUGUCGAAACCGUGGACGAGGCAGUUACUCUGGCGGAGGAUGUGCGGCUCGUACAUUCGAAAGGCGGCUUUGAGAUCCGGAACUGGCUGUCCAACUCGAAGGAUGUCGUGCAUAAGCUACGGUGGGGAGUCAACCAAAACAAGUGUGUCGACAUGAGCUCGAACCAAGGCACCGAAAAGGUUCUAGGGAUGUGGUGGAAUACGGACGAUGAUAUGCUUACCUUCCGCAUAAAUCCGCGCAUGGAUGAGGAGCUGUUGGCAGGUGGUAGACUGCCGACAAGGCGGGAAGUGCUGAGCACACUUAUGAUGAUAUAUGAUCCGUUGGGCCUCAUUGGUCACUUUCUCAUGUUCCUCAAGAUACUUUUGCAGGACUUAUGGCGAACCGGGAUUCACUGGGACAAGAAAGUUGAAGGCGAAGCUGCAAAGAAAUGGUUGAGAUGGACUGGAUUAUUGCCGGAACUAGAAAAGCUAAUGAUCAGAAGGUGCUAUCGUAGCAUAACAUCGUCGCCAUGCGUGCAAUUGCAUGUCUUUACCGAUGCAAGUCAAAGUGGAAUGGCUGCAGUUGCUUACCUGCGCUUUGAGGAAAGCGGUGUGGUGGAGUGCGCACUGGUUGGGUCCAAAACGCGGGUGGCCCCGCUUAAACUCCUAUCUAUACCGCGACUGGAGCUUCAAGCGGCUGUGAUAGGAGCACGCUUCGCGGACCACAUCGCGAAGGCACAUCGAUUGAGGAUCGACAAGAGAGUGUUCUGGACUGAUUCGAGGAACGUGGUGAGCUGGAUAAAGUCGGACCAUAGGCGGUACAGCCCCUUUGUCGCCUUUCGGGUGAGUGAACUGUCCGAAAUCACAGACGCUAACGAAUGGCGUUGGCUUUCUACCAAGGUUAACGUAGCAGAUGACGGAACGAAAUGGCAAGGCCACCCCGAUUUAACCUCAUCCAGCAGAUGGUUCCGAGGACCAGAGUUCCUGUGGGAAGUGGAAGAAAACUGGCCAAUAAAUAAGGACGAUCCAGGUGAGUCGUCGGAGGAACUACGGAAGAGCUUACUACACCAUGCCAUCGUUAGAAACGUAGUCGAUUUCGCCCGGUUCUCACGAUGGAAGAAGCUGUUAAGAACAGUGGGUUUCGUUCAUCGAUACGUUGGAAGCCUACGGCUUCGAGCGAGACGGGAAAAGAACGCUGCGGGGCCACUGACGCAGGAAGAAUUGUUGGCUGCUGAACAUACCUUGUACAUAUGGGCGCAAUUGGACGGGUUUGCUGCCGACAUCAAGCGGAUGAAGAGCGGUGCGAAGGAGAAACACCCUUGGAAGAAUCUGCUCAAACGAGAUAGCGUGUUGUACAAACUAUCACCUGAAAUCGACGAAAGAGGUAUAUUACGAAUGCGGGGGCGACUAACUAAUUGUACUUUGCUAGGUGAUUCGCUGAGGAAACCUGUUAUCUUACCUAGGCGACAUCCCGUCACGGACCUGGUCAUCAAGGACUUCCACGAGCGAUAUUGCCAUCAGAGUCACAGAACGGUGGUGGGUCAACUCCGUACGCGUUAUCACAUCCCGAAGUUGCUGGUGGAGUUCUACCGGGUUCGACGCGGUUGCCAGCAUUGUAAGAUAAGGGACGCCGCACCAAACCCACCGUUAAUGGGCAAUAUUCCGCGGCAGAGAGUAGCAGUGAACCAACGAGCGUUUACCUAUACCGGGCUGGAUUAUUUCGGGCCGAUACUCGUGGUCGUGGGACGUCACUCCGAGAAGCGCUGGGGAGCGCUAUUCACUUGCCUCACGACGAGAGCAGUUCAUCUCGAACUGGCAUUCGCACUAACAACCGCUUCGUGUAUUUUAGCCAUCCGGCGAUUUAUCGCAAGAAGAGGGUCCCCCAGAGAAAUACUCUGCGACCGGGGCACCAAUUUCGUCGGUGCUGCGAGAGAGCUUAACGUCGCCCUGAAGGAUGUGGAUGAAAAUGCCCUGAUGUCCAGAUUUAGCGGUCCGGAACUAAAGUGGAGCUUCAACCCGCCAGCGGCACCCCAUUUCGGCGGCAGUUGGGAGCGUCUCGUGCAGUCGGUGAAGAAAAUUUUAUGCAGCUUUGAAUUACCACGGCUACCAACGGACGAGAUAUUAAUGUCAACGCUGACGGAAGUGGAGAUGAUGAUCAACUCUAGGCCACUUACCUACGUACCACUCGACGAGGAAUCCGACAGCCCGAUAACGCCGAACCACCUGCUUCUGGGAAGUUCCGACGGUAGUAAGCCAGCUGCCUGUUUCGACGAUUCGCCGACAGGGAUACGGACAUCGUUAGGAGCACUACACGUGAACGCGGAGAUAUUUUGGAAGCGGUGGAUCGCGGACUAUCUGCCAACCCUCACCCGCAGAACAAAAUGGUUUGACUCGGUGCCGCCGAUCAAGGAGGGAGAUGUGGUGUUGAUCGUGGAUGGGAACUUACCCCGGAAUACCUGGCCGAUGGGACGUGUGCUUGAGGUGACCCGCGCGAGGGACGGUCAG
This is a messenger RNA of Anopheles marshallii, 4734 nucleotides long. RefSeq lists its product as uncharacterized. NCBI's taxonomy places the organism in Eukaryota, Metazoa, Arthropoda, Insecta, Diptera, Culicidae. The record is from RefSeq and is a predicted model, not a curated record. The transcript has 4 exons. Gene Ontology annotation, molecular function: nucleic acid binding. Gene Ontology annotation, biological process: DNA integration. The annotation marks the transcript as partial.